Lichtheimia ornata is the source of this 1377-nucleotide messenger RNA. RefSeq lists its product as uncharacterized. The record is from RefSeq and is a predicted model, not a curated record. NCBI's taxonomy places the organism in Eukaryota, Fungi, Mucoromycota, Mucoromycetes, Mucorales, Lichtheimiaceae. Gene Ontology annotation, molecular function: protein binding. The transcript has 3 exons. The coding region runs from base 1 to 1377 and encodes 458 amino acids.
AUGACAUCCAGCAGCUUUGCCCGUCAUCGAUAUCUUCAACCAAAAGAGCAAGGCACCAUCAUUACCACCAACAAAAACAAAAACCAAACAUCAAUGUCGUGUGCAUUGAAAAACGCGAUCAUCAAUGGUAGCCGACAAGAUUUCAACAACAUUUGCGAAAGAGCAUCCAGCCAUGAUUUGGCCCAAGCUCUAUUGACAUGGCGUGUUGCGCGUGUCAUACAAUACCCCCUGAAUGUUCGACAAGAGGCCGUGCGCAAAUUGGGCCCACUCAAGAAAUCGGGUGAAUUUGACGCUAUACAAUACACAUUAUUGCUUCAAAAAGGUGCAUUGGCUAUUGCCAUGCUUGAGUUUUUACAACAACAUUGUGCACAUGAACCAUUGCGUGCCUUUGUCAAUCGUCAAUGGGGUUCCAACAAUACGGCUUUGCAUCUAGCUUGUUUCUGGAAUAUGCCUCGGCUUGUACGACUCUUGCUAGACCUGGGUGCCGAUUGCAAUGCACGGAAUGCCAAUCUUGUUUCCCCCGCAGAUUGUUGUCGCACGGCCCCUCAUGGCAAUGAUUGCAGGGCCAUGUUGUCAUCUGAGAAACAGCAUCAGCAACAACAACAACAACAACACGCUAUUCGUCCAUCCAUGUUGUUGAAAAAGGCAAUGGAACAACAACACUAUAACAGCAACAUGACGACAACAUCAUCCAUCAUGGACUCGUAUAUGCAAACCACCACCACACCACCACCACCAUCACCAGCAGCUAUUCCUCCCGAAUACUUUGCUGCAGGGGUACCAUCAACCACAUCCACAUCCUCAUCCAUGCUGUCAGCUGAUGACUCAUCCACAUGUUGGACACCACCCCCAUCACCUAUGCGUCGUCGCAUGUGUUUUUCACCACCUGUCAACAUGCUUCAUGAAACGCAUUCAAACAACAGCACCAGCAAACAUGUUCGUUUUGAUCCUCAAACAUUGAUCCAUGAUGCUUGCAUGCGUGGUAAUUUGCCAGAGUUGCUCAAUUUGCUCAAGGAUAUGGAUACCAAAUCCUUGCCUACGUAUGGUGCACAAGACCGCACGCUUUUGCAAGUCGCUAUCAUUUUUGGUCAUCAUCAACUUGUACCUCAUUUGCUUGAAAAAAGCAAGGAUCAGGUGGAUCAUUACGAUACCCAAGGCUGGACGGCGUUGCAUUAUGCAGCCAAGUAUGGUCGCUGGGUUGCCAUGGAACAAUUGGCACCUAUUGCCAACAUUCAUGCAAGAACGCUCGAUGGUUGGACCAUUUAUGAUUGCCCAAAGACACAUGUUGACAAGCAAAAGUGCAGAGCCAUCGUCGAGAGAGCUUUACGUCGACAUCACCAUGGCAACAAUAUCACCAAACCUUAUCACUCCUACUAA